This is a messenger RNA of Klebsormidium nitens, 2222 nucleotides long. The record is from the annotation of a GenBank genome assembly. NCBI's taxonomy places the organism in Eukaryota, Viridiplantae, Streptophyta, Klebsormidiophyceae, Klebsormidiales, Klebsormidiaceae.
CGGGUUCACAUUCUGCUUGCACAAGCCCCAGAUCUAGCCAGAGGCAGAGCCCGGGCCCAGGCAACGAACGAGUAUGGGCGUCUGAAACUUUGUAAAAGGCCGGGGCCGCACCUUCGGGCAUGGGAGUUGCUGUCAGCAUUGGGGAUCGCAAUGUUGCCAGCUUUAUUUGCAGUACUUACCAAGUUACGAACAGGAUCUGUGGCAAGCUCAGACUUUCUGAAACCCAAGUCUUUCUGCACUAGCGGAAGAGGGCAUCACACAGCUGAAGAUUGAUUGAUUGUUUUCAUCUGUCAAGUUUCUUGAGGACUUCAGCGGAAUAGUCUCAAUGGCAUCGGCGGGAUUGGUGAAGGGAAGGCUUCCUUGUACAAGAGACACUGUGUGCAGCCUGAGGGCACAUAUCCCCAAGAGGGGGAAUGCAAGUGCGAUCCUUUGCAGUGGUCGGAGGCAGACCCCCAGUCCCUGCCAGAUCAUAAAACAGGUCUUGCCAUCAUCCUUCCUGCACGCCCGCUCGCAACCAUUCCUCCCACCGCGGCCAAACCUGCCCUGCCUACAACAGGCCCCCUCCCAGCAACGCCUGCUGAAUCACACCCCCCGGACACGUCAGAUCAGAGCUCAUGCGCCUGCGGGUGCAGCCGCAAGACCGGUCGCCCCAAUUGACGCGGCAAAAGGAACGAUUGAGGGUUUCAAUGCGUGGCUUCAAAAGUCGCACUCGACUGAACUCACAAGAUGGCUAGAGGCGCGCGGCAUCGUCCUGCCCGACUUCUUCGCGUGGCUCCCUCAGCCGCUGCACAACAGACUACAUCACAUCGAGGACGAGCUCGGCAUCUUCACGCAGGAGAUAAUCCUCGCGCUCCUAGUUCUCCUCUUCAUCCGGGAGCUCAAAAACGUGCUGUACUUUUUCCACGACAAGUGGUACAACGUGCUGCACAAGAAGCAGACGGACGUGUACAUGACGCACAAGAGGAAAACGUUCGAGCACACCGUGUUCGGCGCGCUCGAGGGCCCUCUCAGCGCCGCGACGUUCCUGCUCUGGGCGUCCCACGUAUACACCGUCAUUGCCCCUCUUCUCCACAUCAAGUUCUCGACCAAGGCGAUCGCAGUCUACCGUGAGGUCAGCAUCAUCGGGGUGCUGACGUGGUUCGCCCUCAACUGGAAGAACAACAUCAUCGGCGAACUCAAAGCGCGCUCCUCCGAACAGAGCACGAAGGCCCAGCUCGGCGCGCUGGACAAGCUGGCCACGAUCUUGAUCGUUAGUUUCGGGAUCAUGGUAACCGGCGAAAUUGCGGGAUAUGCUUUCAAGUCAAUCCUGGCCCUCGGGGGAGUGUCGGGUAUCGCAAUCAGUCUGGCCGCGCGCGACGUGGUAAGUAACAUGUUCGGGGGUACGAUGCUGUACCUCACGCGGCCGUUUGCGCAAGGCGACACCAUCAAGGCGGGCAACGUAAACGGCCAGGUGGUGGAUAUUGGCUUCUACUCGACCAAGGUCAUGACCCCAGACAAGCAGCCCACGUACGUGCCCAACGCCUACUUCACAAAUCAGGUAAUCACAAAUUACUCCCGGGCCACAAACCGGGUGCUCAACGCUGUGUUCACACUGCGGCACCAGGACCUGGUUAAGGUUGACCACAUCGUUGACCAGAUUCGGGACCUGCUGAGCUCCCACCAGUCGAUCGACCUCCAGUCGUCGGUUAACGUCAACCUGGUUAACGUAACCCCGUACAACCUGGAGAUCCAAAUCAACGCUGUGACCAGGCCGAACAUUGGCGGCGGCGAAUUCAACAGAGCCAAGCACGACAUAUUCAUCCGGAUUGCCCAAAUCAUCGACCAGGCGGGAGCGAGGCUUAGCCCAUACCCGGAUCAACCUUACCCGCCGAUCCCUAUCCCCGCAAAAUAGAAAGCUGUGCUGACCCAUAAGCUUGUGUUGUUGAUAUAACAGAUGGGCUGCUAUCAGUCUUAAUCGUGCUUGCUUAGAGUACAUACUAUUUGAUGGCUUGGAAAGGGCUGACUGGCAAGAAGCUGCCACUCUGACGCUUUGCUUUUGGUGUACAUAGGGUGUCAGUCCUGAUGAAACGGGCACUAGGCCGGACAAUGGCAGCGCAAACCUUGAUGUCGGUAACUCUCAGGUCUAAUUGGCCGAAAUGUCCAGACGUGGAUACUUGUGGGUAUAUUCGAGGUGGAUCCGCCCCCUUUUGGGUGAUCUCUAGGUUAUCUUUCCGUCAUCAACC